This is a messenger RNA of Aspergillus japonicus CBS 114.51, 1165 nucleotides long. RefSeq lists its product as uncharacterized. The transcript has a single exon. Gene Ontology annotation, cellular component: cytoplasm; nucleoplasm; ASAP complex. Gene Ontology annotation, biological process: mRNA splicing, via spliceosome. NCBI's taxonomy places the organism in Eukaryota, Fungi, Ascomycota, Eurotiomycetes, Eurotiales, Aspergillaceae. The coding region runs from base 162 to 701 and encodes 179 amino acids. Gene Ontology annotation, molecular function: nucleic acid binding. The record is from RefSeq and is a predicted model, not a curated record.
AUUGUUGUAGAAAAGCUCACCAAAAACGUUACCGAAUCACAUUUACACGAAAUUUUCGGGGGGUUCGGCGAGAUACAUACUCUCGAUUUGCCCAUGAACAAAGCUUGUAAUUCGACGAGCUCCCGCGGGUCAUAAUCUAUGGAUGCUAACUAGUCGCAGUCAUGACCAAUAGAGGCACUGCCUACAUCCUUUACCACGACCCCGCUGAUGCAGAGGCCGCCAUCGCACACAUGCACGAAGCGCAGCUCGACGGUGCUGUUAUAAGUGUGUCCAUUGUCUUGCCUAGGCAGGCGUUCUCGCGCUCGCCGCCGCCACAAAAUCAAGGCAACAGAGGAAGCUUCGGCCGUCAGAGCCAGGGCCUUGGCCGUUCACCCUUAGAAAGUCGUGCUUCCCGCCGUUCGCCGUUCCUGCAAAGGUCAACGCCGCCACGAAGAGCCCGGCGCUCGCGGCCUAUGGAUAGGCAUGAUAUCUACCGGCCACGCUCUCCUUCGCGCUCUCGAUCACCGCGCCGCUCCCGAUCAUGUUCCUCAAGAACUCCCUCGGCAUCACCGAGAGGACGGAUGCCACACCCACGAGUGGACACUCCUCGCCGUCGACGUCGCAGUCCCAGCUACAGCAGUUAUGAGUACAGCAGUUGCAGUGAGAGAAGUCGGAGCCCGAGUCAGACCAAAGGCCGUUAUCGGCAUGAUCCCACACGGUAGACUCCAAAUCAACUUGCCGUCGUCGUUGGAACAAUCUACACACCACUUGCACUCAUUACUAGAUUGUGGAUGGUCACCAAGCCGAAAUGUCAUCAACAUACCAAGUGAAGUUUUCAGGCAAAAUAAGCAGAAGGGCCAGUCCUACCAGUAAUAGCUAAACAAAAUAGGACAUUAUUUCCCAGUCCAACGGCCCGUAGCCCUGUGCAUUCAAGUAUCUACCGAGAGAGCUAUCGAGGUACUUAUAAUAUGACAAAUAUGUGUGCGGGUCUGUCCAGUCUAGAUAAAGGAGCACCAGCCAAUAUACAUAGCUGCCAGGUUUCGCUUAUCGGUUGCCUGUAUGAUUAAUUCGUCGACGUGGCCAUCGACGGAAAGUGGGACAGAUUCCCCCGGUAGGAGACCUCGGAGUUUGUUGCGAACAUUUUCUAGUACCCCGGCGGGUGUAUCAGGCACACUUGCAUGUGUGC